CUGAUAUUCGCCGGCUCAUUGGUUGCACUUUCUGCGGCGAUCAUCAUAAUGGCGGGCGAGAUUGCCUUUGCGGCCGACUUUACGGACGACGGCUACAAGCUGCUGGAGCUGCCGGCCGACGUCUGCGACGCGCUUGUGGCCGGCGACGAGGUCUACGUCGUCGGCGACCCGUCGCAGCGCGCCGUGCUCUGCACGGCCACGAAGAGCUACCACCUCGUGCGCGAGGACCAGUCCAACGUGCGCCUUCUCGCCGACUCGGUCGACUGGGAGGCCGACAAGCUCGACGCGUCCGGCGUCGUCUCGGUGCGCGGGCAGUCCAUGACGCACUACGAGCUUGUCGAGAAGCCACUCGACUUGAACCAGCUCAAGCUCCUUUUGAUCGAAAACCCGAUUUGCGCGCCGUCCGCCGAGGUGAAGCGCAUGAAGCGCAGCCUGUACACGCUGCACGAUCUGGCGGACCGCCUUCAGCACAGCCCGCACGAGGUGGAGCUCAUGCUGGCGCAGCUCCGUGCCGUCGAGAUUGACGGGUAUUGGCGCCUCCUCGAGGCGUCGUACAGCCGGCACGUCGUGGGCCUCGUGCUCGAGAUCUUUCUCGAGCGCGACUGGGACUUCAACUCGGAGCAUGCGCUGAGCCACAUUGAAGUGCACUUGACCGAGACGGUGCAUUCGUCCGUGCUCGCCCACUGCCUCCGCAUGUACAGCGUCGACGGCUCGGCCUUUCGUCUCGACAGCGCCAAAAUCGCCAUCUUCCAAGCGAUCGCUAUCUUUGAAGAGGCGCGCUCGAAGGAGUGGACGCUGGCAGCGUUUAUGGAGCAGUGGGGCUUCCGCGUGCCCAUGGGCGUCGCGAUCGAUGCCGCGCUGCUCGUUGGCCUCGCGAUCCGACGCGGCGAGAAGCUCGCGUACUUUCCGGCCGACCAGCUCUCGGUCGAGCCCAAGCAGCGCUUCCAGGAGAUGUUUGCGUUCCAGCCAAAGUGGCUGCUCUCGCAAAUGGAGCCGUAUCUCGCGCCGCUGGUGACCAAGAACAUGACGCAGGCGUCGCUGCUGCUCAAGUAUACACGGGCGUCUCGUGUGCCCAACUCGACCGAGCGGCUCUACUCCAAGCGGUAAUCAUUCUUCUUGCGGACGCGACGAACAAUACAACUCUCCUGGGACUCGUGUGCGAUUGCUUUGGGAUAUAUACCGC
Messenger RNA from Saprolegnia parasitica CBS 223.65, 1183 nucleotides. RefSeq lists its product as hypothetical. The coding region runs from base 49 to 1107 and encodes 352 amino acids. NCBI's taxonomy places the organism in Eukaryota, Oomycota, Saprolegniomycetes, Saprolegniales, Saprolegniaceae. Gene Ontology annotation, cellular component: nucleus; Ctf18 RFC-like complex; chromatin. The transcript has 2 exons. The record is from RefSeq and is a predicted model, not a curated record. Gene Ontology annotation, biological process: maintenance of mitotic sister chromatid cohesion; mitotic sister chromatid cohesion.